Messenger RNA from Propithecus coquereli (Coquerel's sifaka), 1566 nucleotides. Its product is annotated as keratin, type I cytoskeletal 17. Gene Ontology annotation, molecular function: structural molecule activity. The transcript is spliced from 8 exons. The record is from RefSeq and is a predicted model, not a curated record. Bases 117 to 1418 code for a protein of 433 amino acids. Lineage: Eukaryota; Metazoa; Chordata; Mammalia; Primates; Indriidae. Gene Ontology annotation, cellular component: keratin filament.
ACGCCCACUUGCUGGCCUAUAAAAGAGGCGGGCGAGCCCCGGCACCGUGUGCACCUUGGGGCCUCUCUCCUCCUCUUGAGCCCUCUCGCUUGUGCCUGCUGCCCACUGCCGCCACCAUGACCACCACCGUCCGCCAGUUCACCUCCUCCAGCUCCAUCAAGGGCUCCUCCGGCCUGGGGGGUGGCUCAUCCCGCACCUCCUGCCGGCUGUCUGGCGGCCUGGGCGCCGGCUCUUGCAGGCUGGGCUCUGCCAGCGGCCUGGGCAGUGCCCUCGGGGGCAGCGGCUACUCCAGCUGCUACAGCUUCGGCUCUGGUGGUGGCUAUGGCAGCAGCUUUGGGGGAGCUGACGGGCUGCUGGCGGGCAAUGAGAAGGCCACCAUGCAGAACCUCAACGACCGCCUGGCCUCCUACCUGGACAAGGUGCGCGCCCUAGAGGAGGCCAACACCGAGCUGGAGGUGAAGAUCCGAGACUGGUACAAGAAGCAGGCGCCAGGGCCUGCCCGGGACUACAGCCAGUACUAUAAGACCAUCGAGGACCUGCAGAACAAGAUCCUCACGGCCUCCGUGGACAAUGCCAACAUCGUGCUGCAGAUCGACAAUGCCCGUCUGGCUGCUGAUGACUUCCGCACCAAGUUUGAGACGGAGCAGGCCCUGCGUCUGAGCGUGGAGGCCGACAUCAAUGGCCUGCGCCGGGUGCUGGACGAGCUGACCCUGGCCAGAGCCGACCUGGAGAUGCAGAUCGAGAACCUCAAGGAGGAGCUGCUCUACCUCCGGAAGAACCACGAGGAGGAGAUGAACGCCCUGCGAGGCCAGGUGGGUGGUGAGAUCAACGUGGAGAUGGAUGCUGCCCCCGGCGUGGACCUGAGCCGCAUCCUGUCCGAGAUGCGUGACCAGUACGAGAAGAUGGCAGAAAAGAACCGCAAGGACGCUGAGGACUGGUUCUUCAGCAAGACAGAGGAGCUGAACCGCGAGGUGGCCACCAACAGUGAGCUGGUGCAGAGUGGCAAGAGCGAGAUCUCUGAGCUCCGGCGCACGGUGCAGGCCUUGGAGAUUGAGCUGCAGUCCCAGCUCAGCAUGAAAGCAUCCCUGGAGGGCAGCCUGGCAGAGACAGAGAAUCGCUACUGCGUGCAGCUGUCCCAGAUCCAGGGGCUGAUCGGCAGCGUGGAGGAGCAGCUGGCGCAGCUGCGCUGCGAGAUGGAGCAGCAGAACCAGGAGUACAAGAUCCUGCUGGACGUGAAGACGCGGCUGGAGCAGGAGAUCGCCACCUACCGCCGCCUGCUGGAGGGCGAGGACGCCCACCUGACUCAAUACAAGCCAAAAGAACCCGUGACCACCCGCCAGGUGCGCACCAUUGUGGAAGAGGUCCAGGACGGCAGGGUCAUCUCCUCACGGGAGGAGGUCCACCAGAGCCCCCGCUAGGGACUUGGCUCCUCCUGGCCAGCCCCCCAGGAGGCAGGGAGGCAGCCGCCCCAUCUGCCCUGCAGCCUCCAGCCUCUCCAGCCCCAGCCCCUGCUUUGGUCCUUUCCUUAUGCUCCCCUCCCUCGCACCAAUAAAGCUUGUUGACUCA